Austrofundulus limnaeus is the source of this 1608-nucleotide messenger RNA. It is a transcript of the gene yju2b, whose product is annotated as YJU2 splicing factor homolog B. Gene Ontology annotation, cellular component: U2-type spliceosomal complex; post-mRNA release spliceosomal complex. Gene Ontology annotation, biological process: mRNA splicing, via spliceosome. The record is from RefSeq and is a predicted model, not a curated record. The transcript is spliced from 10 exons. NCBI's taxonomy places the organism in Eukaryota, Metazoa, Chordata, Actinopteri, Cyprinodontiformes, Rivulidae. Bases 128 to 1327 code for a protein of 399 amino acids.
UUCCGACGUAACCCGGAAGUUGCGUUAUUUUUCUGCGACACGCAGAUGUGUGUUUAUCUUUUGCAGCGCACCUAGAACGCAAUUUAAACGGGGUAAAUCCAAGACACACUGAGCCCCAGUCGUCACUAUGGGUGAAAGAAAAGGAACAAACAAGUACUACCCUCCUGAUUUUGAUCCAGCCAAGCAUGGAUCUCUCAAUGGCUACCAUAAAACUCACGCUCUGCGAGAGAGGGCCAGGAAGCUGUCCCAGGGCAUCCUCAUCAUCAGGUUUGAAAUGCCCUACAACAUUUGGUGUGACGGCUGCAAGAAUCACAUUGGCAUGGGUGUUCGUUAUAAUGCUGAGAAGAAGAAAGUGGGGAACUACUACACCACACCUAUCUACAGGUUUAGGAUGAAAUGCCAUCUGUGCAUCAACUACAUUGAGAUGCAGACAGAUCCAGCGACUUGUGAUUAUGUUAUAGUAAGUGGAGCUCGUAGGAAGGAAGAACGCUGGGACAUGGCUGAAAAUGAACAAAUUCUAACUACAGAACGAGCAGAGAAGGAGAAGCUAGAGACGGACGCCAUGUACAAACUGGACCAUGGUGGGAAAGACAAAGAGAAGCUUACAAAAGCUCUGCCAUCUCUUUCUGAAAUCCAAGACUACCAGGCAGGCUGGAAGGAUGACUUUCAGCUCAACAGCGCCCUCCGCAGGAAGUUCAGAACAGAAAAGAAAGUUCUGGUUGAGCAGGAGGAGAAAGACGAUGCUAUAAAGAUGAGGACAAACUUAUCUAUACCACUACUGCCAGAGAAAGAAGAGGACAAAAAACUGGCAGCACUGCUAACCUACCAGACACCUGACUCAUAUGAGGACAAAAAGCAAAGCAAGCGGAAAGAGAUAGCUUCUCGGUCUUGGUUUAACGUCGCCUCACCGUCAGCAGGGGGCGCUGCAGGCAGUCUGCUCCAUAAACUGAGCCUGCAGGGGAAAGAAGCAGCUGUGGCCAAAGCCCUGGGCUCCUCACACAGCCCCUUAAUCCGCAGACGCACAAGUGAAUCUGCAAACAAAAAUGAACCCUGCGCUACCAUCGCCCGUGCAAACUCAGAGGACUGUGAUGAAGAAAUGGUGAAAGUGGCACAGAAAGACCCCAGUGCAGGAUCAGCACAUGAGGGGGAGGAAGAAGAGAAAAAUAGCUGUGGUUUGAAUAAGGUGGAUUCCAAAACCAAAGAGGAAGUUUACACAAAACAGACAGACGCAGUGGACCAUAUGAAGGAGAGCGAAAAGGGAACAAGUUCUGGAGGAGUCGCAUCGUUGGUGGCUGACUACAGCGACUCAGAUUCAGAAUCUACAUAAUGACACUAAACUAAAAUCUAAACGGGACAUUUUCUGCUUCCAGAGGACUUGUAAUGUGUUUUCUUUCCCCAACAUGUUUGAAAAUAAUACUAUCAGCACCUCUUUCAAAUUAAAGCUUUGGGCAGCACACAAACCUAGCCUCACCUUCAGAAUGUGGUUUUGAAUGUGUUUAGUUUACCUGUCCGUCACAGCCUUUAAUUAAUUUAGAUGUUUUUGUUCUUUGUUCUAAAAGGAAACAUGCAAUCUGAAAAUAAAAGUGGCUGAUGCUUUACAAAACAUAA